UCACGGAAGAAGGGGCUCCCCGGCAGGUGGAGGCUUCUCUUAAGAGAGGGUCAUUUGGACAAAGAAGAGGAGGUCCAGACUGGGUGGCCAUUGAGCUGAAGCACUGGAAUCUGAACUUUAUUUCGGGGAGGUGGGAUGGAGUGAGGAGUAAUCGAGGCCAAGCCAGGGAUGGGCCGGCCAGGGGCUCCCCAUAGUCCCGGGGUAUCACAAACGCCCGAGGAGAAGGUAGAUGGCGUCAGGAGCUCCAGACAUUUAGUGUGUAGGGGUCGAAGAAACCUGGGAAAUGGACAGUCGGGGCUGGAGCGCAGGCCGGAAAGUGGACGGGUUGCUGGGCUGCCUGCUAUUAUGGCUGGCCUGAGGGGUUAGUUUUCUGCCAUGCUGAUCCAUGGGGCCCAGGAGCCCCAGGUGGAGGCUUCCUGAACUUGUUCCUCCGCGGACUGUGACCCGAGGGAGAAGAAAGGCUUACUGGGGCAGCUCAAAGACGUUUAAUUGAGCUAAAAGACGUUUGAGCAGUCCUCCCUUAAUUCCCUUCAGUUACUCAAACCCGGGCCUGAACUCGUAUGACCCCGGCGCCCGGGCCAGUUCACCUAGAGUGUCGCUACCACCGGCGGAGGUUGCGUACCUGGGGGGCGUGGCCGCUGCCGGAGGCCGGGCUCCAAGGAGUUAAACGCGGCCGGGCCCAGCCCCGCCCCUGGCAGGCCGCGGAGCCUGAUCCCCGGCGGCGAAGCGGAGCAGCCGCCGCCCGCCGCCUCCGCCUGCGGGGAGCCCGCCCGCCCGCAGGCUCCCGGGAGCACCGCUGCCACCACCGCCGGGCCCAGGCCCAGGCCCUGCGCAGAGCGGAGCGGCGUCCCCCCGGGCCCAGCUAGCCGGCGCGGCGGGGGCGGGCCCGGGAUCUUGGGCAGGUCUUCCAUUCUCAGGGCGGGAGCGGGAGUCCCGGCACCCCUGAUCUGGCAGGCCCGCGCCCAUGGCGAGCGCGGCCUGCCCGGGCCCCGGGGACCCUGCCAUGUGAGCCAGGCCUGGGCUGGGGGCCCGGCCAUGGCCGGGGAACGGCCCCCACUGCGGGGCCCUGGGCCCGGGCCCGGAGAGGCGCCGGGGGAGGGGCCGCCUGGGCCGGGGGCCGCAGGCGGAGGCCCGGGCCGGGGCCGCCCCUCCUCCUACCGGGCUCUCCGCAGCGCUGUGUCCAGCCUAGCGCGCGUGGACGAUUUCCACUGCGCCGAGAAGAUCGGGGCCGGCUUCUUUUCUGAGGUCUACAAGGUUCGGCACCGACAGUCAGGGCAAGUCAUGGUGCUGAAGAUGAACAAGCUCCCCAGUAACCGGGGCAAUACACUACGGGAGGUGCAGCUGAUGAACCGGCUCAGGCACCCUAACAUCCUAAGGUUCAUGGGGGUCUGUGUGCACCAGGGACAACUGCACGCUCUUACAGAGUAUAUGAAUGGAGGAACCCUAGAACAGCUGCUGAGCUCCCCAGAGCCCCUAUCCUGGUCAGUCAGGCUCCGUCUAGCUCUGGAUAUCGCACGAGGCCUGCGGUACCUGCAUGCUAAAGGUGUAUUCCACCGAGACCUCACAUCCAAGAACUGUCUGGUCCGACGGGAAGACCGAGGCUUCACAGCCGUGGUGGGUGAUUUCGGGCUGGCUGAAAAGAUUCCUGUGUAUAGGGAAGGGGCAAGGAAGGAGCCUUUGGCUGUGGUGGGUUCCCCAUACUGGAUGGCUCCAGAGGUGUUGCGGGGUGAGCUGUAUGAUGAGAAGGCUGAUGUCUUUGCCUUUGGGAUUGUCCUUUGUGAGCUCAUCGCCCGAGUACCUGCAGAUCCUGACUACCUACCCCGUACAGAGGACUUUGGCCUGGAUGUGCCUGCUUUCCGAACCCUGGUUGGGGAUGACUGCCCGCUGCCUUUCCUACUCCUGGCCAUCCACUGCUGCAGUAUGGAACCCAGCACCCGGGCCCCCUUCACUGAGAUCACCCAGCACCUAGAAUGGAUCCUUGAACAGCUGCCUGAGCCAGCCCCCCUUACCAGGACUCCCCUGACACAUAAUCAGGGAUCUAUUCCAAGAGGUGGUCCCGCUGCCACGCUUCCCAGGCCAGACCCCCGGCUUUCCCGAAGCCGGUCAGACCUCUUCCUGCCCCCAUCACCAGAAUCACCCCCCCACUGGGGGGACAAUCUGACACGAGUCAACCCUUUCUCACUACGGGAAGACCUCAGGGGUGGCAAGAUCAAGCUCCUGGACACACCCAACAAGCCGGUCACUCCCCUGCACCUUGUUCCACCAUCACCACUGCCCUCUACCCAGCUGCCCUUGGUGACUACUCCAGAGACCCUGCUCCAGCCUGGGACACCUGCCCGCCGCUGCCGCUCACUACCCUCAUCCCCUGAACUCCCUCGACGUAUGGAGACUGCACUGCCAGGUCCUGGCCCUCCUGCUGUGGGUCCCUCGACUGAAGAAAAGAUGGAAUGUGAGGGCAGCAGCCCAGAGCCAGAACCCCCAGGACCAGCUCCCCAGCUGCCCCUGGCGGUGGCCACAGACAACUUCAUUAGCACUUGUUCCUCAGCCUCCCAGCCCUGGUCCCCUAGAUCAGGACCUCCCCUCAACAACAACCCUCCAGCUGUGGUGGUGAACUCCCCACAAGGCUGGGCUGGGGAGCCCUGGAACCGGGCCCAGCAUAGCUUGCCCCGGGCGACAGCCCUGGAAAGGACAGAACCCUCGCCACCCCCUUCAGCUCCCCGGGAGCCCGAGGAGGGGCUGCCCUGUCCUGGCUGCUGCCUCGGCCCCUUUAGCUUUGGCUUCCUGUCCAUGUGCCCCCGCCCUACCCCAGCUGUCGCCCGCUACCGCAACCUGAACUGUGAGGCGGGCAGUCUCCUCUGCCACCGAGGGCACCACGCCAAGCCACCCACGCCCAGCCUGCAGCUGCCUGGGGCACGUUCUUAGCAGAGGGGCCUGUGAUCUCAGGCCUCCAACUUUGGCCUUCAGGACACCCUGUAAGGACAGAGCGCAUUUGCUGGACAGUGGCAGCCCCAGAUGGGCUGACUGGCUCUUCUCCCCGUAGGGGAGCCUCAGCAUGGACUCAAGGGACAGAGCACUUCCUAUCCAACCCCUGGGCUCACUCUCCCACGGGGAUCACUGAACCAGACACAGCAUUGCUGACACACGAGACUAACACGUGCAAAUUAUUUAAAAAUAUUUCAAUAAAAACUGCCUGGCUGGC
This is a messenger RNA of Sciurus carolinensis (gray squirrel), 3199 nucleotides long. RefSeq names its product testis associated actin remodelling kinase 1 (gene Tesk1). Gene Ontology annotation, cellular component: nucleus; cytoplasm. Gene Ontology annotation, molecular function: ATP binding; protein serine/threonine kinase activity. The record is from RefSeq and is a predicted model, not a curated record. Gene Ontology annotation, biological process: protein phosphorylation; positive regulation of stress fiber assembly; actin cytoskeleton organization. The transcript has 10 exons. The coding region runs from base 1036 to 2922 and encodes 628 amino acids. NCBI's taxonomy places the organism in Eukaryota, Metazoa, Chordata, Mammalia, Rodentia, Sciuridae.